UCGUGUCAUCCUCAUCUUUAUCCACGUAAGUAAGCUCCACGUCAUGGGGAACCGAUGUAGUCAUUAAAAUCGAUCCGAGCAAAAUAUAAGACGUGUCCAGAGAAUCCUUCAUAAAAAGCAGUUGUUUUCGACGCCCGUCAAUAAAUUUACGGCAAAGAACACAACCCCUAGUACUAAUUUAGCGAGGAUACGCAGCUGUCUCGACGAAUACUACCAGACUCCUCCUAGGCCAGCGAAGAUAGGCCCUAAAGCUGUUUCUAUGGAGGACUUGACUCCCACCAAAAAAGUCAAAAGAGAAAGGAAUGUUGGUCAUCUAGCUGUACUGAAGUCUCCUGGGUUGCACGGCGUCGAUGCAGAGCAGGCCGCUGCAAGGAUCAGCAAAUUCAUGCUUGUAGUUUCAUGGAGAAGGCGUCGUGAAGAAAUACGAUGCGUGCGAAAAACAUUAGAAUUUCAGGUAAGUUGCUCGGAACGCCUGCGCAUUCAGGUGAUCACGCUGAAGUCUCUACUGGACUCUGACAAUGCUAAAGUCCGGCUUGCGAUAAAAGAGCUGGAGAGAUUGAAACAAUUAUUAAAAGAAAAAGACCUGGAAAAAGCCAUUCUGGAGAAGGAAAAAAUCGCACUAGAGAAAGAUGUUUGCGCGGCAGAAGAUCGGGCGUCUGAAAUUAGUGUCGGCUGGCGGAGUUGCCGCAGCGAGCUGGAGCACGUGCGCGCCGCGGCCGCGAGCUCGGAGCGCGCGCUGGCGCUCGAGCGCGACGCGCUCGCGGACGCGCGCGCCCGCUGCGACCGCGCCUGCCGCAGGAUAGCCAUACUAGAAGACGAUUUAUCGCAUCACGAAACGUUACUGUCGGCUAGCGAAGCACAAGUCACGAUAUUACGUAAUGACAUUAACAACGGGCAGAAGCAACUCGACCGGGCUCGAGAAGAACUACGACUUGAACGAGAAGCACACGCUCAUUGCUCUCGUGAGCGCUCAGCACUGAGCACACGAGUGGCGCUGAGCGCACUACAGACGAGCACAAUGAGCACCGAAAUAGAGCAAAUGCGAACGGAGCUUACACGACUCGAGAGGGAACUGAAGACCACACGCGAGCAACUGGAUUGGUGGCCGAGACCACUAACUAGGAUGCUCGGUGUCGCCCGAACGUGGAUUCGCCGUCCCAUGUCAAUCUCAGAUGCAGUAAUAUGGAUCCUUAUUCCAGCAAGACACGGAUUUUAAUGGAAUAGAAAUCGAUUUAAAUUAAUGGUGCACUCACUUAGGCGAUUUAAAAAAUCAUA
Vanessa tameamea is the source of this 1275-nucleotide messenger RNA. RefSeq lists its product as uncharacterized. Lineage: Eukaryota; Metazoa; Arthropoda; Insecta; Lepidoptera; Nymphalidae. The transcript is spliced from 9 exons. The record is from RefSeq and is a predicted model, not a curated record. Bases 260 to 1216 code for a protein of 318 amino acids.